Molecule: messenger RNA, 934 nt
Organism: Meleagris gallopavo (turkey)
Lineage: Eukaryota; Metazoa; Chordata; Aves; Galliformes; Phasianidae
Gene: FGF6
Product: fibroblast growth factor 6
Molecular function (GO): growth factor activity
Source: RefSeq, a predicted model, not a curated record
CCUGGAGGUUGACCAGAUGACCGCUGCACAAAGACUUCUCAUCAUUAUGUCUUGUGAAGCCACCAUUCAAUGGACAUUGACUGUUUUUAUUCUCUUGGGUUUUCUAGCUGGGAUUGCUUCAACACACCGAGUUGUAAGCAGAACUAAUGGAACAUUGCUGGAAAGAGGAUGGCAAUCUCUGUUAUCCAGAUCCAUUUCUGAGAUGUCAGAGGAAAAGUCAGAUGUGAACUGGGAGAAUGACUAUUUGCUAGGAAUCAAGAGGCAGCGGAGGCUCUACUGCAAUGUGGGCAUCGGAUUUCAUCUUCAAAUCCUUCCAGAUGGAAGGAUAAAUGGAGUUCACAAUGAAAACCAAUACAGCCUCUUUGAAAUAUCUACUGUAGAAAGAGGUAUUGUAAGCCUGUUUGGUGUGGAAAGUGCUCUCUUCCUUGGAAUGAACAACAAGGGGAAGCUGUAUGGAACUGCUGCUUUCCAUGAUGAGUGCAAAUUCAAAGAAACCUUGCUGCCCAACAACUACAAUGCAUAUGAAUCAAAUGCUUACCAUGGUGCUUAUAUAGCACUCAGCAAACAUGGGAGAGUGAAGAAAGGAAAUAAAGUUUCUCCUGCGAUGACAGCAACCCACUUUUUACCAAGAAUAUGAGCAGGAUCAAAGGAGAAGAUCUAAAGCCCAAGAAAAACUACUUCAUUUUGCACACUGGAAUAAUUUCCCAGAGGACCGCAAGGAAUGGAAAUUGUUCUGCAUUUUUAGUGUUGGAUUCAUUUUUGUAUUCCAUAUCAACACAAACCAGACUGCUGCCGUUGCCAAUUCUACCUAUUUUGCUUUUUCUUCUUGCUUGGAACUACUUUGGGAGGGCAGCUUCCUGCAGCCAUCUGAAGAUUUUUGACUCACUAUUCCCUAAAACUGGGAGGGGUAGAGGAGGAAGGAAUAACGCAUUUC